UUCCAUUCUUCCUGUAACAACCAUAAAUUUUGGGACGUCUUUCCCAACAACACAGCACACGAGAGAGGACUUGAGAAAUACAGUAGUGUGCCUUUCUAACAACCAGAUCGGAUUCACCGGACUGGUAGGGCGGGCCCUGACCACUGAGCUGUGAUAGAGAGAUACAUCCCUCACCAUGGUGGAGUACUACGUUGUACUCGGAGUGCGGCAAACCGCUUCAGAUGCAGAUAUAAAAAAGGCGUAUAGAAAGUUGGCCCUAAAGUGGCAUCCAGACAAAAACCCUGACAGAAAAGAGGAGGCAGAGAAGAAGUUUAAGGAGAUCUCAGAGGCAUAUGAAGUCCUGUCUGACAAGAAGAAGCGAGAAAUUUACGACAGAUAUGGUCGGGAUGGUUUAAUAGGCGGAGGAGGAAGUAGCGGGUUUGACGCGGACUUCGAUAUCGGAAACUUCGGAUUUCCAUCUUUCCACUUCAGAGACCCUGAGGAUGUUUUUCGGGAAUUUUUUGGUUCAGGAGACCCUUUCGCAGAUUUUUUUAGAGGUGAGCGGAGAGAUGCUUUUCAGAAUGGUACGAUGUUCCAAAAUUCUUUUACAGGAUUUGGCGGUCCCAGCUUCUUCACACCAUUUUUCGACAACGAUCCAUUCAACAAUUCAGGCAGGAGGCACCGUACCCCACGACACACCCGGCGACAGCGACACGAACCACUGGGCGUAUUACAUCAGAGACGCGGUAUGGGACCAAUGGACCCCUUCUUACCCUUUGGCGGGAUGCUAGGAAACGACUUUGGCCACUCCUUCUUUGGUGAACCCAUGGGUUUUCCAGACAGUGCAGGUUUUUCACAGUUCUCCAGCACCUCCUUUAGCGGGCCCAGCGUAGGUGGAAAUUUCAAAUCAACUUCUACAUCCACAAAAUUUGUCAAUGGGAAAAAAGUCGUCACAAAGAAGACCAUAGAGAAUGGGCGGGAAACAGUCACGGUGGAGGAAGACGGCCGAAUCAAGUCACGGACUGUGAAUGGAGAGGUCCAGGCUUUAGCUUACUAGCCUCUCCUCUCCCACCAUAGCCCAUAUCCGUCAGGCAGUAUCAUCGAAGGAAGGGAUCUUAUGACAGACUUUUUAACUAGCUCUUGUUGUCACACAACAGCUGGAACGGCCUUUCGCUGGGGAAAAGGACUUUGGAUUACUUGGUUAAUAUUGUAUACGUGCUGUACAGAACUAGAUGCAGAGUACACAGAAGACGGGUGGGGGGCGGGCGAGAACUGCUAGUGGACUGGAAUUAGAACCUUGUUUAUUCUGUCUUGUCUGCUUGUGUCAACUCUGAUCUAUGCAGGCUUGUGGCUGUUCAGACUCGGCUGCUCUUUGUUCUGCAUUCUUUUCUGUCUGAUGUUGUAAAUUUUUGAAGCCAGUCUGAAUAUUCUGGGUUUUUCCGAAGGCAAUAAACUUGUUCUUCCUGUUCA
Liolophura sinensis is the source of this 1449-nucleotide messenger RNA. RefSeq names its product dnaJ homolog subfamily B member 6-like. Gene Ontology annotation, molecular function: Hsp70 protein binding. The record is from RefSeq and is a predicted model, not a curated record. Bases 176 to 1036 code for a protein of 286 amino acids. The transcript has 8 exons. Lineage: Eukaryota; Metazoa; Mollusca; Polyplacophora; Chitonida; Chitonidae.